Penicillium canariense is the source of this 747-nucleotide messenger RNA. RefSeq names its product DNA-directed RNA polymerase III subunit C31. Bases 1 to 747 code for a protein of 248 amino acids. The record is from RefSeq and is a predicted model, not a curated record. Gene Ontology annotation, biological process: transcription by RNA polymerase III. The transcript is spliced from 3 exons. NCBI's taxonomy places the organism in Eukaryota, Fungi, Ascomycota, Eurotiomycetes, Eurotiales, Aspergillaceae. Gene Ontology annotation, cellular component: RNA polymerase III complex.
AUGUCGCGCUUUGGAGCGAAGAAGGGCAAUCGCGCUCCUGGCGCCGAAUUCACUUGGGAUGCUGACCCCGGCGGCGUGCCCGACACAGCGCCUACUCCCUUAUAUCCCGCAUAUGUUGUCCCGCUUGCGCGAAAGCUAUCCCCAACAGAGCAAAGUGCGGUCAACCACUACCGGCACCUCCGCGAACGGUUCCAUGAAGGACCCUACUACUCUGUCCUUGAUACUUCUUCUUCCUCGGCUAAGAAGGGCAGUGUGGCACGCGCCAACUUUGAUCCUUUCCAUGGCAUGCCCUCUUAUUCCGGACGCUACCAAAAGAAGAGAAGAACACUGCCGAAGGUCGCCAACAUUGGUCGGGAAUAUGAAACGCGAUUCUUUCCCCGCGAACUCUGGCAGAUCAUCAUGCCCAACUUCCGUCCCAAUGCGUCGAUCGACGGCUACCCCACCCAGAUGGCGACGACUGGAAUGAAACGUGGAUUUGAAGACGACGAGGAUGAAGAGGAUGAGGCCGCAAAGCGACGCGCCACUGGCGGAGAUGAAGAGGAAGGCGAGGCGGAUGUCGACGAAGGCGAAUUGCUCGACGGAGAUGAAGAUCCAGAGGAGGAGAUCGUGGAUGACGAUUUCGAAGAUGACGAGGACGAAUUGGGUGGUGAUUACAAUGCCGAACAAUACUUUGACGGUGGUGACGAUGAAUUCGGCGACGAUGGCUUUGCCGACGGUGGGGGCGGCGGCGACGAGGAUACCUACUGA